Messenger RNA from Cylindrotheca closterium, 1548 nucleotides. NCBI's taxonomy places the organism in Eukaryota, Bacillariophyta, Bacillariophyceae, Bacillariales, Bacillariaceae. The record is from the annotation of a GenBank genome assembly.
AUGAUGUCAAGCCUAACUGUUAGUGAAGAUGAACAAAUGACAUUGAAUGAUCAUCCGGAUGAUGAAACGCCGGACGAUGCUUUGAUCCCUUCAUCCUCGUCAUCGGAACCAUUGUCUGCCAGUAAUGAUUUAGAUGAUCACGAUGACACACUACGAUCCGUCCUCCCAACGUUGAUCAUUUCCAUUCUCUUGGGUCUGGUUUCAGGCACUGCCUAUGGGUUUGGACGAUAUGCCAGAACCCUCAAGGAUAUUCUUGGUUUGUCACAGUCACAAGUCCAAACGCUUGGCAUUUUCAUGGAUUGUGGAAACUAUGUUGGUCAUCCAUUGGUAGGCAUAAUAUACGAUCGAAAGGGCCCUGUGGUCUCUUGCUUGCUGGGAGCUCUGAUUGCAUUUGUCAGCUACUGGGAAAUUCGUUGGACCAUUUUGAAUCAUGAUGAACAAGACCUUUCUCAUGCUGGCAUCCUUUGGCUCAAGUUGGCCUUCUUUGGAGUAGGCUUUAGUAGUGGACUUGCAUACAUAUCUGGUCUUGGUACGACUACAAAGGCUCUACUAAAACUGACCGGGCCAUCUUCGCGGUAUUUUGGUACUGUUAUUGGACUGGUGGCCGCUAGUGCUGGCCUCAGCUCGACACUUGUCGGGAUUUCUUAUCAGCAUUCGCCCAACCUCCAAGGUUUCUUUCUAUUUUGGGCUCUCAUAGUACCAGUUGUCAAUAUUUUUGGGGCCAUCAUGUUCCAAAUACAGGAAUAUAAUAAUGCACCCAUUGAACGAUUGACGGAAUCAGACGGACCAAUAAGGGAAGUCGGACCCCUUCUUUGUUCACCAGCGUUGGAGAGUGCCGAAGCGCAGGAAUCCCAGCAAGUAAAGAUAGAUGAAGAAGUACUACUCAACGAGGAUAACAAUGUUUUGAUGGAAGCUUGGGAUUCGUGGCAGAAAUUGGAGUUUUGGCUCCUGUUUGCUUCGUUUUCUUGUGCCAGCGGAUGUGGUCUACUUGUCAUCAACAAUUUAUCGACCAUGGUCCAAAGUAUGGGUGGCUCUGACUCGUUGGCUGGCACUCUUGUCAUUGUCUUGAGUCUUUCCAACGUGGGUGGGAGACUCCUCAUGGGAAUGCUUGGUGAUGCCGCAACGCCAUCCAACUCACCAGUUUUGCCUCGGAUUCGAUUGUUGCAAGGUGUGAAUCUGACAAUGGCGUUGGCCAUGUUCCUAGCAUUUAUUUUCGGCCAGCAGCAAGUUUGCUUGAUUUUAUUUGUUGUAAUUGUCGCAUUGGCAUAUGGAAGUGCUUGGGUGCUCAUUGUGGCACUAACGCCGAAGCUAUUUGCCAAGGAGCACUUUGGAAAGAGCUAUGGUCUCUUGGCUCUCGGCCCAGCGAUGUCGGGGUUGAUUUUUAACCAGGCCAGUGCCAAGUGGUACGAUCAGCAUGCGUCCAACAAUACAUGCAUCGGAAGAGAAUGUUAUGGAACGUCAUACGCAGGAUCAAUGGCAGUGGCUCUGAUAGGUGUCAUUAUUACUGGCAUCCUGCACAAGUUGCAGCGACGGAAAGAAGGACAGUAA